This is a messenger RNA of Engraulis encrasicolus (European anchovy), 1035 nucleotides long. Its product is annotated as trace amine-associated receptor 13c-like. The record is from RefSeq and is a predicted model, not a curated record. NCBI's taxonomy places the organism in Eukaryota, Metazoa, Chordata, Actinopteri, Clupeiformes, Engraulidae. Gene Ontology annotation, cellular component: membrane. The coding region runs from base 1 to 1035 and encodes 344 amino acids. Gene Ontology annotation, biological process: G protein-coupled receptor signaling pathway. The transcript has a single exon. Gene Ontology annotation, molecular function: trace-amine receptor activity.
AUGGAGUUUAUCGAAUCAAAGGACAAUUACGCAGUUUCAUAUUGUUUCCCAACUCACAAUUUCUCCUGUGUGAAGGUUGUUAGAUCAAAACCAGAGUACAUGUUGAUGUAUAUAUUUUUUUCUUUAUUGUCAUUUUUUACUGUGUCGAUGAAUCUGCUGGUGAUCAUAUCCAUUUGUCAUUUCAAACAGCUUCACACUCCUACUAACCUGCUUAUUCUGUCUUUGUCUGUGUCUGAUUUCAUGGUUGGACUGAUUGUUAUCCCUAUCGAAAGCAUUAGGCUCAUAGAGUCAUGCUGGUAUUUUGGGAAGACAUUUUGUUCUAUUUUCCAGGCCACUGUAUUUACCGUUAUCUUUGUCUCUCUGUACAAUCUGGUGUUGAUCGCUGUUGAUCGGUACUACGCUGUGUGUGAGCCUUUGCUCUACUGCUCCAGAAUGACCAUGACCAAAACCAUGAUGUUAAUCAUCCUCAUGUGGUCGUACUCCAUCGUAUACAACCUGACUCUUCUUUACUGCAAUGCAAACUUGUACCGCACCCCCCAGGAAGACCACAUUUGUCACGGGGACUGCACGAUGCUUGUCAGCUUCACCUGGGGUGUCAUUGACCUCAUGGUGUCAUUCAUCGGGCCGUGCUCUGUUAUCCUCGGCAUGUACGUGCACAUUUUAAAAGUGGCUCGGAGGCAGGAGAAGGCCAUUAACAGGGCUGCGGGUCGGUUCAAAGACUCCAAAGUCGUGGACACGGAGUCGUCACAGACCAAGACGUCCGAGAGGAAGGGCACCAAAACACUGGCGAUUGUCCUUUUUGUGUUCAUGACCUGUUGGAUCACCCACUACGCCUGUGUGCUCUCGGAAGAGCUCAUAUCAAACCCCUCGCUUGUCAUCGCCUUCCUCGUCUGGAUCCUCUACAUCAACUCUUUCCUGAACCCCAUCAUCUACGCUUUUCGCUACACAUGGUUCAGGGUUUCUAUUAGGCACAUACUCUCGCUCAGGGUUUUUGAUUCUUCAUCAGCUUACAUUAAUAUCACUGCACAAAAGUGA